Messenger RNA from Amoebophrya sp. A120, 2689 nucleotides. NCBI's taxonomy places the organism in Eukaryota, Dinophyceae, Syndiniales, Amoebophryaceae. The record is from the annotation of a GenBank genome assembly.
CAGCUGCGCGUCGCAGACUUGGUGGUCGUGAACAACUUUCAUUCUUCGUCAAGUGGUUCUUCUGCAGGCACAAAAAGCUACUCAGCUAGUACGAAAAGUAAAAGCAGUACUCCUGCGGCUUCAAGUCGUGUUUCUAAAUCCGAAGUAAAAACAUCGGAAGGUGAGGUGGAACUGCGAGUAUUAGACUCGUCGCGCCAGCACCAGGAGCUGCAGCCACAUCGUGUUCCCAAAAAGUUGCAGCGACUGGUGAUGGAAUGUUUUGUCGGGCGGAAUGAGACCUCCACCGCGGGGGUGUGCGGGCGUCAAGCAGACCUGUCAGGCAGUACAGGUGGGGUUCUUGCUGCGUCGACUGAAGAUCAUGACAAUCGUGUGGUGGCCUGGGCACCUCCUGUACUUAAUACCACUGUGACGUCGAGCUCGAGAGGACGACCAGAUGAAGAUGCAGUGCUCGCGCCAAACAAAAUUGUUUUCGAGCAAUUUUCAUCUGCACAGACUUCUACAGAUGUUGAAGUAUUCGAGGGCACGACCGAGCAGGUGGAUGAAGACCGUCAAGAAGGGAUGCCGAAAUCUAGCUCCGCAGCGCGAGCGCCUGGGCUGAAGAACAUGACUUCUCCAAAUUUACUGCGGAUUCGGAAUUUCUAUGAGAGAAGACAAGAAAGAGCACCUUCUGGUGUGCUGAACAAACAGGCACGGAAUAAAGGCGCGUCUGCCUCGGACGACACGGCUGGUAGGGCUGAUUUGAUGCCCGGUUGCGGCGAUGCUUGCACCAGUGCAAUGGGAACUACUGCUACUUGUAUGUACGAGGAUUCGGCUAUCGUUAACAAGCCCGCCGGAACUGCGUCCGAAAAAGAAGAGCAAGGUCAUCAAGAAUCUUCCAGUAGAAAAGAUGGAGAGCAGACGCAGACACCUGCUGUGCCGCCAGGCAGCGGACACGUGAUGUCUUCCGUUGUACCGCAGUUUUUCAGUUUGAACGCAGAUCCGCUGGAACACGAUCGGUCUUUUCAAACGGCCUGCGUAUUCGGCGACGAUUGCACUUUGCUCGACUUUGACCGCCACUGCACCCUGAUGCUGACCAUGAUGACCGAGGGCGCUCUGCUUCGCGUGCAAGGCUGGCUGUCGUUCAAUGUAGUGCAUCAACUAGAACCUGCGACGCUAUUUUCUACUUCUCGUCCCGCGGCGAGGAAAGCAAGCGAGCAGGGAGCUGCCGCACCUGCGAAUGAGUCCUCUUCUGCUGCGUCUUCUACCUUAAAAGAUGAAUCAACGAGAACUUCUCCCAACUCCUUCCCACUACUUCCCAACCUCCUCUCCCCAACCGUGCUGAUCGACGCCGUUGGGCCUUACCCGGUGACCAUGAAGUUCCGUCCGCUCACGAGGUUGUUUGUCGCGCAGGCAGAACAUGAGGGCGAGAGACAUAUUGACCGAAGAACUUCGAUGACGAUCGCCCCCUCCUGGGGCCUGCACGCGGGGGUGCACGAAGCCGUAAGUGAAAGUGGAUUCGUGUGUAUGGAAAGAUGCACAGAGUAGAAAGGCCAAGACUUAGUAUUUGCAAGGGGAUGUUGACGUAUGCCUCUGCAGAAGCAGAUGUUAUACAUUUACCAAUGAGAAAGUUUAGUCUACUGAAAUUCAUCUGAGCUGCAAUUUGCUCAACAUUUCUACCGAGUUUAUUUUCAUUCUGCCACAGCACGACAAGCUAAGCUUCGCCCUAUUCUUCUGUCUCCGUGUAUAUUCUGUUCCAGUUCGAAACUUUUCUUCUGUGGAAAACGGGGCAAAACGAACAGGGACCACUUGUCUUCCUCUCGCAAUAAAAAGAAGUCCAGCGAGAUGAACUCCACACGGACCGACUUUUUGGACUACGACUCGGAGAUGCGGCAGGCUUUUCGCGCGGCGCCGCGGGGUCGGGGUUGGCGGUUCUACGACCUGAAGUUGGUGAUGCAGGACGUGGUUGCCGAACUGAGGCACACAGUCGAGCGCUUUUUGAUACUGCGAGAAACAAGCGGGGAAGGAGACCCAAACAAGCUGCAGAAAAAUCCCGCUGGUCGGUCUUCAGGAGGACCACAAGCACGCCUUGAGGAGCUACGCGAUGAACUCCCUGCUCCCGCCGCCACCGAGGACAUUUUUCUCGCGAAGAGAAGGGCGACCGGGUGGGCGAAAGAAUUAGUCGACGGUGUGCGGGAGGAAUUUCGUGAACGAGUGUUGAAAACAAGAAGAGCGGACGCUUUUGAUGUUUCGCCGGGAGUAGAUUUCGUGGACGAGGACCAGUUUUUACCGGCUGAAAACAGUAGGCGUGGUGGUGUGGUCGAUGAAAAGGGAAACCAACAGGUGGAACAAGACAGAAUAAAACGACAAAUACUACUUCUGCGCUACGAGCUGAUUGGUGCGAACGCGGUGCUGGCCUACGAUCCGCGGGAAGAUAGGCUUUUUCUGGCCGCGCACGACAAACGCCCCCUCGAGUGGACGGUUCGAGGGUCCGGCUUGUGGCUGCGCGAGGUGGGGGAGGAAAGGUGACUGGCGUCCAUCUCUGCGACGACCCUCCAAGACGCAGCCGGCCGGGGGUGGGUGUGUCACCAUCAGAAGUGUGCACUGCGAGCAGGAUCGAGGGGUGCGCCAUCUGCAAAUCAAAAAAUCGCACUGCGCAAGAAGUGAACACCGGGAAAGGUUUUUAGUCAGCACAGCAGACACUGCUAUCUAU